AUGACCUUGAGGCACGCAGACACUCUGCAACCGCAGCCAUGGACCGAUAUUUUCACGGAUGACACGUGCAUCGAUCGGCGGAAGUGUCACCGCACGGUGCCAAUGAAGGUGCUGGCCCUGGGUGUGGGACGGACCGGAACUGCUUCCCUGCGUCAGGCGUUGCAGAGACUUGGAUAUGUCAACACCUACCACAUGAUGUGCGCCAGCGUCGAGAAUCCUCCAGACUGUCUCAUGUGGCUCGACGCACUGUGCGCCAAGUACGAUGGCGUUGGCGAGUUUGGGCGGAAGGAAUGGGAUAUGCUACUGGGUGACUGCCAGGCCGUCUGCGACUGGCCGGCUUGCGCCUUUGCCAAAGAGCUGAUUGAGGCAUACCCCAAUGCCAAGGUCAUCCUUACGACUCGGGAUGUGGACUCGUGGCAUGCAUCGGUGAUGAAGACGGUGUACUGGCGCGUGACCGAUCCAGAGCACAAGUUCAUCUCGCAGUUCAGCUGGGCCGCCGGCAUGUACUAUCCCAUGCUGAAGAAGUUCUUCGACACGUUCUUCAAGGGCGACUUCCCCAACAAGGGCAAGCAGGUGUACCUGGAACAUGUGGAGGAGGUGCGCCGCUUGGUGCCACCGGAGCGACUGCUCGAGUACAACAUCAGCGAGGGCUGGGGUCCGCUGUGCGAAUUCCUGGGCGAGGAGGUGCCGGACACCCCCUUCCCGACGGGCAACGACAUGGCCAACUUCUACAAGCGCUGCCGCACGCGCAACCGACGGCAGAUGAUGAACUGCGCCUUGCAUGCCGUCACUGUGGGCAGCGCGUAUUUGGCUGCGGGUGCUGCGGUGUUUUAUCUCUUCAAACGAUUCCGUUCGGGAUUGUAA
Messenger RNA from Rasamsonia emersonii CBS 393.64, 864 nucleotides. RefSeq lists its product as uncharacterized. The coding region runs from base 1 to 864 and encodes 287 amino acids. The record is from RefSeq and is a predicted model, not a curated record. NCBI's taxonomy places the organism in Eukaryota, Fungi, Ascomycota, Eurotiomycetes, Eurotiales, Trichocomaceae. The transcript is spliced from 4 exons.